This is a messenger RNA of Sphaeramia orbicularis (orbiculate cardinalfish), 787 nucleotides long. Its product is annotated as galectin-1-like. The transcript has 5 exons. Bases 181 to 588 code for a protein of 135 amino acids. Lineage: Eukaryota; Metazoa; Chordata; Actinopteri; Kurtiformes; Apogonidae. The record is from RefSeq and is a predicted model, not a curated record. Gene Ontology annotation, molecular function: carbohydrate binding.
UUCACUGGUUUGCCGUUAACGCCUGUGAUUUCAUCGCCUGCAGCCAGCGUCCCCUCCAGAGCCGCUGGUGUGUUGUCAAAGACCUGCAAGAUAACAGACGACGCGUUUCAAAGGAGAGAAGACUGAGUCAGGACCGUCAUCCAUCACUUUGAGGACUUUUCACCAAAGCCAGCACCAAACAUGAGCAUGGAACUUGAACUGAAGAAUGUGGCUCUGAGAGCUGGAGAUCAGCUCAAAGUAAAGGGCAUUAUUCUGCAUGAUGCUGAGAGAUUCCAGAUCGACCUCGGCUGUGACCCAGAGGACCUGGCUCUGCACUUCAACCCUCGUUUUAAUGAUGACAUUGAUGGAACUGUUCUCGUGUGCAACUCAAAGACCGCAGGCUGCUGGGGUGACGAGAAAAGAGAAAUACACAACCCCCUACACAAAGGCACUGAUGUCAAGAUUGUAUUAAAACUAACUGGAGACAUGUUUGAGGUGGAGCUUCCUGAUGGACAAGAAGUCAGAUUCCCAAACCGGGCAGACAUGGAUGUGAUCAACUACGUCAGAGUUAAAGGAGACUUAAAGCUCACAUCCUUCAAGAUCUGCUGAGAGACUUUCUGGACUCGUACUGUGUUCAUCAGUUUGAUUAAAAUCAGUGUCAGAAGUAUUAAUGAUAUUAACUAUGACUGUUAAAAAAAUUAGUCUUAAACAGUUGUUGGACCUGAAUCAUCUGUAGCCUUAACGGCCUCUAUUAAAAACAGACUAGAACUGGAUUUCAAUGCUUGAAAAAAUAAUAAAUAUGUUGACG